Messenger RNA from Penicillium diatomitis, 2817 nucleotides. RefSeq names its product C-1-tetrahydrofolate synthase. Gene Ontology annotation, cellular component: cytosol. The coding region runs from base 1 to 2817 and encodes 938 amino acids. Gene Ontology annotation, molecular function: methenyltetrahydrofolate cyclohydrolase activity; ATP binding; methylenetetrahydrofolate dehydrogenase (NADP+) activity. NCBI's taxonomy places the organism in Eukaryota, Fungi, Ascomycota, Eurotiomycetes, Eurotiales, Aspergillaceae. The transcript has 5 exons. The record is from RefSeq and is a predicted model, not a curated record. Gene Ontology annotation, biological process: tetrahydrofolate interconversion.
AUGGCGUCAAGGAUCGAUGGCACUGCCAUUGCGAAGAGCAUUCGGGAGAGUCUGAAGGCCGAGAUUGAGCAGGCGCAGACGACCAACCCCCGAUUCAAGCCCAACUUGGUCAUUUUCCAAGUCGGAAACCGUUCUGAUUCCAGCACAUAUGUUCGCAUGAAGUUGAAGGCUGCUCAAGAGGCCAACAUCAUUUGCACCCUCAUCAACGUUCCCGAGUCUAGUACCGAGCUUGAACUCCUUCAAGAAAUCACCAAGGCCAACAAUGACCCUUCAGUCCAUGGCAUCUUGGUACAAUUGCCUCUGCCAAAUCACAUGUCGGAGCAUACUAUCACGUCGGCUGUUGCGGACGAGAAAGACGUUGAUGGAUUCGGCGCGAUCAACAUCGGUGAGCUGGCCAAGCGAGGUGGCCACCCUUUGUUCACUCCCUGUACUCCACUUGCUGUCAAGGAGUUGCUCAAGGCAAGCGGUGUUGAUCCGGCCGGCAAGGAAGCGGUUGUCCUGGGUCGCAGUGACAUCGUUGGCAGUCCCGUCAGCUACCUGCUGAAGAAUGCCGACGCGACCGUCACGGUCUGUCACUCCAAGACGCCGGACAUUGCCCGAAUUGUGAAGAAUGCAGACAUUGUUGUCGCUGCUAUUGGCAAGACCGAGUUCGUCAAGGGCGAUUGGCUCAAGCCUGGUGCCGUCGUCAUCGACGUUGGUAUCAACUACAAAGCUGACGCGACGAAGAAGUCUGGACAACGUCUGGUCGGCGACGUCGACUUUGACUCUGCUAUUGAAGUCGCCUCGCAGAUCACGCCAGUGCCCGGCGGUGUUGGUCCCAUGACCGUUGCUAUGCUACUGAAAAACGUCGUCGCCUCCGCCAAGCAUUACUUCGAUCGCCAGCGGGACCGUCACAUUACUCCUCUGCCCGUGAAGCUGCAGACGCCUGUACCGUCUGAUAUUGCCAUCUCUCGUGCACAGUAUCCCAAGCCUAUCACUACCGUUGGCUCUGAAAUCGGCAUUGCUCCCCACGAGUUGGAGCCAUACGGUCACACCAAGGCCAAGGUCAACUUGGGGUUGCUGGAUCGCCUUUCACAUCGCCGCAAUGGUCGUUAUGUCCUUGUUUGCGGUAUCACCCCGACACCCCUCGGUGAGGGUAAAUCCACCACCACCCUUGGUCUUACGCAGGCCCUCGGUGCUCAUCUGAAUCGCAUUGCAUUUGCGAAUGUCCGUCAGCCCAGCCAGGGCCCGACCUUCGGUAUCAAGGGUGGUGCCGCUGGUGGUGGUUACAGCCAGGUCAUCCCCAUGGACGAAUUCAACCUGCAUCUGACCGGUGACAUCCACGCAAUCACUGCCGCCAACAAUCUUCUUGCCGCUGCUAUCGAGACUCGUAUGUUCCACGAGUCAACCCAGAAGGACGGCCCUCUGUACAAGCGUCUUGUGCCAGCCAAGAAGGGCGUCCGGGAAUUCAAGCCCAUCAUGUUCCGCAGACUAAAGAAGCUUGGCAUCGACAAGACUAACCCUGACGAUCUAACCGAAGACGAGAUCCGACGCUUCGCGCGAUUGGACAUCGAUCCCGAAACUAUCACGUGGCGUCGUGUUCUUGAUGUCAAUGACCGUCACCUUCGUGGCAUCACUGUUGGACAGGCUCCCACCGAGAAGGGCCAUACCCGCGAGACUGGCUUCGAUAUCUCAGUGGCCAGUGAGUGCAUGGCCAUCUUGGCUCUCAGCAACAGUCUCGAGGAUAUGCGUGAGCGUCUUGGUCGCAUGGUUGUUGCCACAUCCCGCAGCGGUGACCCUGUGACCUGCGACGACAUUGGCGCCGGUGGUGCUCUAGCCGCUCUGAUGAAAGAUGCCCUCAAGCCCAACUUGAUGCAAAGUCUGGAGGGGACCCCUGUCUUGGUGCAUGCAGGCCCAUUCGCCAACAUCAGCAUCGGUGCUAGCUCCGUCAUUGCUGAUAAAUUGGCUUUGAAGUUGGCGGGUACCGAGCCCGACGAGGAUCACGACGCUAAGACUGGCUUCGUGGUCACGGAAGCUGGUUUCGAUUUCACCAUGGGCGGUGAGCGAUUCUUCAAUAUCAAGUGCCGCUCGUCCGGCUUGUCACCCGACACUGUUGUCAUUGUGGCUACAGUUCGUGCCUUGAAGGUCCACGGUGGUGGUCCCGAGAUCAGCCCCGGCGCGCCUUUGCCCGAGGUAUACCGCACUGAGAAUGUUGACGUCUUGCGCGCCGGCUGUGUGAACCUGCGUAAACACAUUGCCAACGCGAAGCAGUACGGUGUGCCCGUUGUGGUUGCUAUCAACCGCUUCGAGACUGAUACCGAAGCCGAGAUUGCCGUGAUCAAGGAGGAGGCCAUCGCCGCGGGUGCAGAGGACGCGGUCCCUGCCAACCACUGGGCUGAAGGUGGUGCGGGUGCGGUUGACCUGGCCAAGGCUGUCCUCGUCGCCAGCUCCAAGCCUAAGGACUUUAAGCUGUUGUACGAUCUCAACGGCAGCAUCCAGGAGCGUAUCGAGCGCAUCGGUACAGCUAUGUAUGGUGCCGAGAAGGUUGAGUUUAGUGAACUUGCCCAGAAGAAGGUGGAUACCUACACCAAGCAGGGCUUUGCCAACUUGCCCAUCUGUAUCGCCAAGACACAGUAUUCGCUCAGUCACGAUCCUGCCUUGAAGGGCGCCCCCACCGGAUUCACUGUCCCCAUUCGGGAUGUGAGAUUGGCCGUGGGUGCUGGGUACCUCUACGCCUUGGCUGCCGAUAUCCAAACCAUUCCCGGCUUGCCUACCGCGCCCGGUUAUCUCAACGUAGAUAUCGACACGGAGACCGGAGACAUUGAUGGAUUGUUCUAG